Molecule: messenger RNA, 4823 nt
Organism: Lethenteron reissneri (Far Eastern brook lamprey)
Lineage: Eukaryota; Metazoa; Chordata; Hyperoartia; Petromyzontiformes; Petromyzontidae
Molecular function (GO): nucleic acid binding; zinc ion binding
Source: RefSeq, a predicted model, not a curated record
CCAGCAGUUUGUGGAAGUGGAGGUGUGGGUGGACUUCUUAGACAAUACAAAGUCAAAUGAAGACCCUGUAGAUGGGUUGGGUUGAGACAAUGAAGCUUCAAUAGAUUCACCUUUGUCACAGGCCUUUAAUGAAAAUGAACGUGAAGUCGAACACUCAAUUCCUGGGUUCAACCUGCAGAGUAAGAGUGGCGAGUAUUUGUGGACCUGUGGGUUGGCUAGAUGAUUCACUAGGAGCAAGAGCCAAUCAGCUCCCAAGUGUUGUAUAUGUGGUGGUGGUGGUGAUGUUGGAGCACGCACACACCAAACCGGCCGACUUACAAUACUUACCGGUGCGGGUGAUUGUGUCAUUUCUGACCAGGCUUCCUGAGGGGAGGGGGCUUGGGGGUCUGUGUGAUCCCACAGAAACCUGCCCCUCGGUGGGAAAUCGUAUCAAAGGUGGGACCCGGAGAGCAGAGAGGCAUACUCUUGGGUUUUUUUUGGUAAAGUCACGUAACUUGAUUUAUUCUUUUAUUUCUAUUAUUCUAUUUUUAGUAUUAUUUUCUUUUAUUAUUAUUAUUUUUUUACUUACGUGAAUUUACCGAAAAAAAAACCUAAGAGUAUGAAUCCUUGCAGUCACGAAAGCUUCAAAUCUAGAAGCAGAGAGGCAGUUCGACUCAAGUCAAGACGAAGAGCCAGUGAAGACUGAAAUCCAGCUAGCUAGACCCUGGGACUACUCUCACCCGCUGCCGGGCAGAGCAAGCCAGUGGUGCGACCCCAGAGCCGCGAGGGCCGAUGUCCUUCUAAGGGCUGGACUCAUGUGGCUGGUGGUCGAGACCUGUGCCGAAGCUGGGCCAGGUCAGUUAGCCUCCUUGUGAAGGAGGUCUAGAAUUGAGGGAAGUAGGGAGUUAACGUGGGGUGUUAACUUGGGGGAAACUUCCCUCAAUAGAACGGGUGAAGAGGCCGCUACCUCUUCGAGUGUCAGGGUCGCUACUCUGCUAUAUGAAGUUAUCUGUAAUAAAUCCGUGUUGUCUCAAGUCAACUCUCUCCGUCGUCAUAAAGGCCACUACAUAUAUAUUCGGUCUUAAAAAAUAAUAAAAAUUAAAUGAAAACUGAAAAUGCGUAUUUUUUUAAAUUAUGCUAAUUAUGCGUGUAUGCUAAUUAGCCUCUGCUUCGUUGCCUAGGGGUAUUACUAAUCGUGAUGAUAAUAUAAAGGUGUAAUUGUAUGAAGUUAUGCAAGUGUAUGUAAUUAUGCUAAUUCGGCUCUGCUUCAUUGCCUAUUUGAUUGACUUAAAGCUUUCGUGACUGCAGGAAUUCAUAUUCUUUGGGUCUUUCGGAAAAGUCACUUAAAAAGGUUUUUGUUAUUUUCUUUGAACCUAUCAACGUGACUUUCCCGAAAGACCUAAAGAAUAUAAUACAUUGAUUCUCACUUGAACUUUACUGAUUGGUUUAGUGUGUUUGUCAGGUCUCAAAAUUCAGAUCUCACCUCAGGAUACAGUUCUUAUAAUUAUGAUUAUUACGCAUGAACUUAGGAAGGGACACUGACUCUUCUGCGUUAAGCAACUUUAAUAUCUAAAAACAAAACACUCUAAUAUGCAAACUCUUACGCUAGGAAUUGUCAACCCAGUACUCCUGGAAAUGUCCUAAUUGAUCCGUGCAAUUAACCCUCCAUGGUUACGUUUGUUAACUGGAUAACAGAACAAUCAGCUAAUUCCUCACAGUAAAGCGACCAUACAUGCCGGUAGGUGGUGUUCAUUCAGAUGCUGUCUUUCCGACAGACCUGUUCUUCACCUGAGGACGGCUGCUUGCGUUGUGACCGAAACGUCGUGAUAAUUGUAUUUUAUUACGUGUUAUUUUAAUUAUUUUAUUAUUUCCCUUCUACGUGCCUUAAACGAAAGAACCAAGAAGAUGAAUCCCUGCAGUCACGAAAGCUUUAAAUCGAAAUUUAACCGCCUCUAUGGGGAGGGAUUCCACAUAACUUUGAGAUCCUUCAACAAACUCUGGGAUAAGAAGGCUCAGCUAAUUGAGUCUCUCACCUUUCUGAAGAGAUGCCGCAACUCUAAGGUAAUCCUUUGUCAAGGCACCCUUCCUCCUCUAACCCAGCUUAAAUAUACGCUGCCAAGCUUGGUGGUGUUCAUUCAGACGCUGUCUUUCUGACAGACCUGUUCUUCACCUGAGGACGGCUGCUUGCGUUGUGGCCGAAACGUCGUGAGAAUUGUAUUUUAUUAUGUUUGAUUAUUUUAUUAUUUCUCUUCUACGUUUGCCCAAGGCAAAAGUAGUUUUCAAUGAAUUUAUUGGUAAGAUGAUGCAAUUGAUCGAAAUGCCCUGGAACAGUAGUGUGCGGCAGUGUGCCUGUUUGCUUAAUAGAUGCUUAUCAAUUGGCUAAUGGGCUUGAAUUGAUUCGCGGGCAAGAUUCCGUGAUCAAAAGAAAGAAAUCCCAACACAAUUGUAUUCCUGUGAGUGCAAUUAACGAACCGAAUGACAAAUACUUAUAUACGACCAUAUUGAAGCAGCUCAAUGGACCGAACAAUGUUUUCCACCAUCAGCUAAUAGUUAACGCACCACCUUAGGAUGGUCCUUUUUAAAAAACAAAGCUAACUUUUGGAGCAAUCUUAUUAGUCCCGAUAUGUGUGUAAUGCGAGCAAGGGUUGAGGGGGGGCGGAGUCUGGGUCACGUGGGGAGUGGGUGGAGUUAGGGUCACGUAGGAGAGAGGAUUUAGGGGGAGAACCGGAAGGGGAAAGGGAAGUUGAGAUGGAUUGAAACAGGAGGAGGCCACGCUGGGCAGGACGGAGAGAGUGGCGUGGUCGCCACGCGGUGGGAGACGUCGACACCGUCAGCCAUCGGUGUCAGACGCAGAGAGCUAGCAGCUGUGGGAGGCUAGCUGUAUACGGGGCAGCAGUGAAGCUAGAUAGCGGAGCAGUGGUGUGGCUGCAAGGUGGAGCAGCAGGGAGACUGCAUAUCGGAGCAGCAGGGAGACUGCAUAUCGGAGCAGCCGAGUGGCUGUGGAGAGAUUGUCGGGAGGGACACGGGCCUGAGCGAGGACGCCGUGGUAACGAGAUUCUACGAACCCAAUAAAGGACAACGGAGAUCGACAUCUGAGAGAGAGUCCUUUAUUACAUUGGUGUCAGAAGUGAAACGGCAUGUCAAAACAGCUCAGGAGGAAGACCGUCCAUGCACCAUCUUCUGCAGCAUCUUCUGACGACGACCUCCCUCCAGCGGUGGCGCUACCGACGAUGGAGGAGGAAAGCGGCGCGGGGACGAGCGGGGGUCCGGGCGUGCAGGACGUGGCCGCCUCGGUGGGCCCAUCCGCGCGACUGGACGCUGGGGACGGAUGGUGACAGGUGGCGGCGCAACUGGAGGCGCUGAAGACGGUGUUGGCGCAGUUGUGCGACCUUGUGACGCCGGCGAAGACUUAGGGGAAGGCUCGGAGGGGAACAACUGGCCGGGGCCUAGCCGUCACCAUCAGCCCUCUCGACCACGCGGCAAGAAGACGCCAUCUUGGGCAUGGCCGAGGAGGAACGGCGGGAAGCCGCCAUCUUGCGCCCUCCGCCGCGGGAAGCCGCCAUCUUGCACACGUUGCGGAGUGACGCCAUCUUGUCGCUGCCGCGUGAGUCACCAUCGGCGGAGGACAGCGGAGCAAGAACCCGCAGCCGUCAUUUAACAACGGUCAAAAAAUUCUCCAUCGGCGGCGAUUGGAGCGCAUUCGCCUGCCGUUUUCAAGCGGCCGUACGCUCCGCCAAAUGGACGGACGCGGAGGCCCUGGAAGUCUUACCAACACUUCUCGACGACGAGUCCGUCCGGUCCGCUCCAUCAAGGCCGACAAGAAAAAGACGCUGCAGGGUGUCUUCGAGGAAAUGGCGGAUGCGUACGAGCCUCUGGACGAUGCCCUUUCGUAGAUUUGUUCAGCGCCAACGGGCACCUGAUGAAUCGCCGGUGGCUUUCAGAGGCGCAGUUCUGGAACUGGCGAUGGCAGCAUACCCCGAGACGGAGCCGGAUUUGUUGGAGCCCCUUGUGUUGGGCAAGAUGCUGGAAUUGUCUAGAGACCUGGGGAUCCCCAUGCCGGUGUGCAGCCAUGAUAAAUUGACGUCCCGUGCUGCGGCUAAGUGCUUGGACGCUCAAUUUAAUUUCCGACGCUGGAAGCAGGUGUCAGCUUGGACGGGGGGCCCCAUCGUUGAAGGCGGUGCUACGGGGUGGGAUCCUAAGAAGGCGGUCUACGUUCCUGACGACAAGGGUCCGCAGGAGUUAACGGCCGCCUCCGCCCAGUGGCCUGCUCGGGGGGGAACAGGGCCGAGGUCCGGCCCGCCGGCGAGGGAGCGUCGGGACAGUGGGGGUGCCGCGCGUCGGAACGACGUGGAGUGUUUCCGCUGCGGCUGUAAGGGCCACUUUGCCAGGGACUGUUGGGCUCGCAUCCCGGGGCCGCCCCAGCAGGAGGCCUCGACCACGGACGUCGCGCGAAAAGACCAGCCAGGACAGACGAACCAGCCGUGACGCAGGUGGAUGUGGCGAAUCCUGCUCUGGGUGGGCCUACCACGGUGACGGGGCCACUUGACCCCGCUGCCCCUCCAACCCCAUCACAGACACGGUUGCCAGAGACCCCGGACUUGGGUCUCUCUGGGGAACGGGACCUUGGCGUUGACGGGCCUCCAACAGCGGCGGGCGGUUCUACUCCCGUCGAUCUUAAAACCCCAUCGCGUUCUCGGUCUAUGGGGGGACCGCCGCCCGUUCGUGACGGGCCGGCGACCCGCACGCGUUUCAAAUCCCUUUCCUUUCGUUGAUUGUUCUUGUGGUUCUUGUUAUCGUUGUUAUAUUCUCCGUUGUCCAUUGAUGCCAGAUGGUUACAAUGUUGC